Parathielavia appendiculata is the source of this 1269-nucleotide messenger RNA. Its product is annotated as cytochrome P450. Lineage: Eukaryota; Fungi; Ascomycota; Sordariomycetes; Sordariales; Chaetomiaceae. The record is from RefSeq and is a predicted model, not a curated record. The coding region runs from base 1 to 1269 and encodes 422 amino acids. The transcript has 5 exons. Gene Ontology annotation, molecular function: heme binding; oxidoreductase activity, acting on paired donors, with incorporation or reduction of molecular oxygen; iron ion binding.
AUGGAAGGGGUUCCUCAUUCUUACCUUCUCGGGCAUCUGGCCGUGACGGGCAAGCUUUUGGGCCAGUAUCCUGGCGAUGUGUUCCCCAGCGGCAUCUGCACGCUGGCGCUGCGACAGUUUCCGCAUCUCGAGAAGAACGGCUUCAUCCUUUUUGACGCCUGGCCCUUCAUUGACCCGAUGAUCUACAUGUUCGAUCCGGAUAUAUCAGCGCAGUUCACCCAGCUCCACUCGCUGCCCAAGUCAAAGGACCUCAAGUCCGAGUUCAGACCCCUCACGAGCUCCAAGGACCUAGUGACGCUGGACGGCCCCAAGUGGAAGUUUUGGAGGAAGUCGGGAGAAGUCCUCAAGAUUGAAAGGCCGGCGACCAGCCUGACCAUCGAUGUCAUUGCGCGUAGCGUCCUGUACGGGUUCGCCCUUUUCACCCUGCUCGGCAUGGCAAUCUGGUGGCUCACCCCUGAUUGCACACCUCCAUCACUCCUCAAGAUCUUGAAUCCAAUCCGGCCCAUACUUCAGUGGUACUACAACUGCGUCAUCCAUAACGCCCUUGCUCCAUUCAUCCGCCAGAAUCUUUCCACCCAAGCCGACGGCAGCACCGCCAACAACGAAAUCAAGACCGUCCUCUCACUCGCCGCCAGAGCUUACCUUGCCGAAAAGCCCCAAACCUCCUCCACCCAGUCCAACCACGAGUUCGCCUCCCUCGCCAUCCCCCACCUCGUCAUGUUUCUUUUCGCAGGCCACGACACGACCGCGAUAACACUCUGCUUUGCCUACCAUCUCCUCCACAAGCACCCAUCCGCCCUCGCCCGCCUGUGCGACGAGCACGACGCCGUCCUCGGGCCGGAUCCGUCCCUCACCGAACCCCAACUGACCCGCAACCCGCAACUCCUCAACGCCCUCCCGUACACGGCAGCCGUCAUCAAGAAAACCCUCCGCCUCUUCGCCCCAGCCGCCACCAACUCGCACGCGACGCACCACCUUGCGUCCCUCUUCCCGCGGCCGUGGGAGUUCUUACCAGAGCGGUUCCUCGCGGCCGAGGGCGAGGAGUUGUACGUGCGCAAGAACGCGUUCCGUCCCUUCGAGCUAGGUCCGCGGGCGUGCAUCGGACAGGAGCUGGCCAUGCUGGAGCUCAAGAUGAUCCUGGUCGUGACGGUCAGGGUGUUUGACAUUGAGAGUUAUCCCAACGGUGCGCCGCCUGGUGGGCCCGGGCGGUUGGGGACCUAUCCGGUUGGGCAUAUCACGGGGCAUCCUAAGGACGGAAUUGCCGGUUAG